CAACUAGUUGCAUAGUUUUUUUUUGUUUUUUAAAACACUUGUUAAGUGAACGCCAUUACAACCACUUGGUUUAGUGCACAACCCCUUUUGAGAAUCUUUAAGAUCGCCAUCUUUUCUUCGAAAGAAAAAACCACCACCAUUUCAUCCACCAACAUUAAUAAAAAAUUUGGAUUUAUAAGUACCAUGGACGCUUUAACCAUUGCGAUGGAAGAUGCUCUCUUGGAGUCGGACAAGGAAGUGAUGGAGGUAGAGGACCAGGGAUCUAAGGAUACCCCAGUGCCGGAUCCAGUACCUGUUUCAAUAACUGCUCCAGUAACUGCUCCAGUACUUGCUCCAGUACCUGCUCCAAUACCAUCUCCAGCCCCUACUCCAACACUUGCUGUGGCAUCUGCUUCGGUACCUGCUUCAGCACCAGAGUUGCUUACAUUAAAGGUCGCUUCGGUUGAGAAGUCUUCUGAAUCUACCGAUCCAGACCCGGCAGCAGCUCCCACAACCGCAAAGGCGUCAAAAGUGGAAUCCUCGGGCUCGAAUGUGUGUAAGCAAUGUAAAGGAAGACACCCGCUGUAUAGGUGCGCUAGUUUCCGAAAGUUGUCUCACGAAAAGAAGCUCAGAUUUGUCGUUCUACAUCGACAUUGCUACCGUUGUUUAUCAACAAAACACCUGGCUAAUGAGUGCAAGUCGUUGGUGAAGUGCAACAUAUGCCACGACAAUCACCACUCUCUUUUGCACUCACCAGGAAAAGGUCAAAAGAAGAAAGACGCGAAACCUAAACCCCAUACUUCAGCGCAGUCAAAAGCGAAAUCGAUUCCCUAUCCCGUCCAAGCUUCUAAUGUGCCAUUAAGACAUGCUAUUAACCUGUCUCCGACCUUAAAGGUAAAUUUGUUGAUAGGCAACCGUCGAAUUUUGGUCCGAGCGGUUUUAGACUUGUGUUGUCCGAUGUCUUAUGUUUGUGAGUCCCUAGUCCAGCAGCUUAGGCUGCCUGUCUCGUCUGCGAACGGCGUUAAUAUAUGUGGUUUGACUAUCGGCUCAAUAUACGCGCAUCACCCUCAACUAACGUUGUCUGCAACAGUGAGGAAAAUGGUCGGUAUUCGUACUCCACCGGAAAAUAUUUCCAACGACAUUUUAACUUUAUUUGACGGGAUUCAGUUAGCUGAUCCCACAUUUAAUCAGUCGGGACAGGUCGCGUUGGUUUUAGGGCCAGAACUAAGUGCUUCCAUUAUUAAAGGAAAAAUCCAUUCUAGCCCGGGUCUUCCACUUGCCCAAUACACGUUAUUUGGAUGGGUCAUUUCCGGCCAAUCCCCUUAUUAAGAAAAUAAAGCCAUAUUAAAUUGACCUGUGAAUGUUAUUUAUUCAUGGGAACAGUCGAGAGACUGAAAAAAUCCACCUGUGGGACUUCGGUUCUAUGGGGAAAGUCGAGAGACUUCUUAAAAAUCCACCUGUGGGACUUCGGUUCUAUGGGGAAAGUCGAGAGACUUCUUAAAAAUCCACCUGUGGGACUUCGGUUCUAUGGGGAAAGUCGAGAGACUUCUUAAAAAUUCACCUGUGGGACUUCGGUUCUGUGGGGAAAGUCGAGAGACUUCUUAAAAAUCUACCCAGGUCCUUUGACCUUUCGUCGAUAUUUUUAAAAUUUGAAAAAAAAAAAAAAAUAAUAAUUAUGGAAAAAAAAAAAUUGAAAAGAAAACAUAAUAUAAAUAGAUAUAUAAUAAUAAAAAAAAAAUGUAUAUAUGUAUAAGUUUAUCCUAGAUUUAUUAACCUUUAUUUCUCAUUUGUUGUUGCAACUAACUUCGUCGUUGCAAGGUGGCCGGCAAUGUUCAUUUUAGAAAUUAAUUUGAAACCCUAUUUUCUAUUCCCUUUAUACUACGUUAGGAUUUAUCUAACUACUUCUUUUUUCAUCUUUGAAAAAGUGUAGAGAUAAAUUCUAACUAGUAAAACCGCUAACGGUAUAAAGUAAUUCGCAACUAGUUGCAUAGUUUUUUUUGUUUUUUAAAACACUUGUUAAGUGAACGCCAUUACAACCACUUGGUUUAGUGCACAACCCCUUUUGAGAAUCUUUAAGGUAAAUAUAAAUUUAAUAAAUAAACUUUUUUUUUUUGAAAAAACUUAACUUUCUUGUCUUUUUAUUUCUUUUUCUGCACACACAAAAACAUACAUAGAGAAGGCAACAAUACCACGUUCGCAGGUUACGCCCACCAUCUACAGUAGACACUGAAUAUAAACUAUCGAGGAAAACUAGAAUAAUUCUAGACCAUUUGAAAUCAAGCAACAGUCUUAUAUAUGUCUGGAUUCUCUCUCUGGUGCUGUUGCCAUCACAACAGAUGUCACUGGGUAAUGUGACAGAGCAACUUAUGCUGGAUUCCUAAACCCGUUGACACUUGGUAGUUGCCUGUCAUCCCG
Molecule: messenger RNA, 2394 nt
Organism: Lucilia sericata (common green bottle fly)
Lineage: Eukaryota; Metazoa; Arthropoda; Insecta; Diptera; Calliphoridae
Exons: 4
Coding region: 184-1308 (374 amino acids)
Source: RefSeq, a predicted model, not a curated record